AUAGUCCAACUCGGACAAAAUUUACAAGAGCACCCGAAGCCAUGGAAAAAAAGUAAGGUAGGAGUAAUUUCAUCUUACUGUGUUGUUUCCUCACUCUCAAUUCUCAAUCGAACUGAAUCAAAUUAAUCAAGGAGAAUCGAACUUGAUAUACAAGCGGCCUUGAUUCAUACAUUCCAAAAACUUUUUCUGAUGAUACAUCCUGACAUCUGACUUUGCUCAGUGUUAAUCAAGGACGAUAAAGAAGGUGGUUAACGAUCAUUAUGAUCGUGUUGAUUUUCCCUCCUGGAACACUACUAAAAGCAUAGUCUUAUUUAUAGUCGGUAACUUACUACGCUGGUCAAGUGUCUCCUAAUAAUUGUUCUAAAUAGGCUUGAAACAUGGCCGGGCAUUCUUUGGUUCAAGGUUUGACCGCCUCAGCUGGUUUAUCAUCAUCAUUAGUCCCUUUCUGGCAUGGUUCUGUCAGUUCAUUGCCAUGUCUUCGAUCUAGACGUAAGAAACAAGCAAUAUUUAUUAAGGCUAUGUCUUCUAAUCCAGAGCAGAAUCAAUCACCCUCUUCAUCAGAACCGAAAUCCGCAUUUGCAGCUGUUUUAGAUUUUCCUCGUAGUAUCUGGAAGCAAACACUACGUCCUUUAAGCGACUUUGGAUUUGGUAGAAGGAGCAUUUGGGAAGGUGGGGUUGGCUUAUUUCUUGUCUCGGGCACAAUUCUAUUUGUCCUGAGUUUGGCUUGGCUACGUGCAUUUCAGAUUCGCAGCAGAUUUAGAAAGUAUAUGGCUGUAUUUGAGUUUCCUCAGGCCUGUGGCAUUUGCACUGGAACACCGGUGAGGAUUCGAGGGGUUAAUGUUGGAAAUGUGGUUCGUGUAAACCCUUCUUUGAAGAGCAUAGAAGCUGUUGUUGAGGUUGAUGAUGAUAAAAUCAUUAUCCCGCGAAAUUCUUUAGUUGAAGUGAACCAGUCUGGUCUUCUCAUGGAAACUAUGAUUGACAUAACUCCAAAGGAUCCAAUUCCCACACCUUCUAUUGGGCCUCUUGAUCCUGAAUGUGAUAAGGAAGGCCUUAUUGUGUGCGAUAGGCAAAAAAUAAAGGGCUUACAGGGAGUGAGUUUAGACGCACUUGUUGGAAUAUUUACUCGCAUUGGGCGUGAAGUGGAAGAGAUUGGUGUUGCUAAUACUUAUUCAUUGGCGCAAAGAGUUGCGGCUGUUAUUGAAGAGGCCAAACCUCUGCUAUCAAAGAUUAAAGCUGUGUCUGAAGAAGUUCAACCUUUGUUGUCGGAGGUUCGUGACACCGGUUUGCUGAAGGAAGUUGAAAGUUUGACUAGAAGUCUAACACAGGCAACUGAAGAUUUGAGAGAGGUGCAUUCCUCUAUUAUGACCCCAGAGAACACUGAAUUGAUUCAAAAAUCAAUAUACACCCUGACAUUUACCUUGAAGAACAUUGAGAGUAUCAGCUCUGACAUUUUGGGUUUCACGGGUGAUGAGUCCACCAGACGGAAUUUAAAGCUGCUUAUUAAAUCAUUGAGCAGGAUGCUGUGACUGUGAGACAUCUGGACUACGGAAUAUGGUUGAUUUUAUCUUAUAUGCAUGGACGAAGUGUCAAGAGCGCAACGUAUAGUUCUUUGUCAAAAUGGGACUUUCUGAUUUUAAGUUGUCCAGGCAUUUUUUCUAUGUGAAAUUGUCCGAGACAUUUUUUCCUCCAUAUCGUUUUUAAACUUGAACUGGUCAUUUUGUGAGAGAAAUGCUGGUUCCAUGCUGCAAGUAAAAAAUACAGAAGUACAUUUUAAGUUCCUUCUCGGUUGAGGAUGAACAGGAGAUCGAUUUGCAUAAUUUUGUGGUUUUGAAGGAAAUAAAAAAUACUCAUUGAACAA
This is a messenger RNA of Amaranthus tricolor (Joseph's coat), 1858 nucleotides long. RefSeq names its product protein TRIGALACTOSYLDIACYLGLYCEROL 2, chloroplastic-like. The record is from RefSeq and is a predicted model, not a curated record. Bases 378 to 1526 code for a protein of 382 amino acids. The transcript is spliced from 6 exons. Gene Ontology annotation, cellular component: chloroplast inner membrane. Lineage: Eukaryota; Viridiplantae; Streptophyta; Magnoliopsida; Caryophyllales; Amaranthaceae. Gene Ontology annotation, molecular function: phospholipid binding; lipid carrier activity.